UCGGACGAAGGAUGUGGCUCCGGCUCCUCACUGGCCUGUGUCACUGUGCCUGCGAGCCGCCGCAUGUUAUGCCCCGGCUGCGCCUUUGGUUGCCACGGGUCUUCCUCACGUGGCAACGACUGUGGCUUCUAAUCCAGGCAGUUCAGCCUCCGGAGUGGGCCCUGGACCCCGUCCAGGUGACCCCCAACACCGCAUGGCUGACCGAGGCUUGGUCUUCACACGCCUCAGACCCCCCUCCCAAAUUGCCCCAUGCCCUUACACCCCUGGCAGAGGCCGGGGGCUUUAAUUACUUGACGUCCUCGUCUCCAGUCCAGAUGUUGGCCCUGCCUCAUCAGGAGUUGCCUGAGACUGAGUUUCCAUUCCCGGACACGGAUUCGGUUGGAGAGCUGCCGACAGGGCCAGGUCAGUUUGCUGUUCCACAUCAAGAUCUGAAUAACAAGCAAACCCAACAUCAAAAGCUCCCAGAGGCGGUUCCAGUGCUCGACUGGCGUCAGAAUCAGCCGUUGGUUCUGCCUUCUCGACACAAAAGUAAGACUAAACACAUACGUGUAGAUCAGGCUGAAGAUCGCCGAUCAUUUGCAAUACUUGUUCCACCUCUAGGUAGUAAGAGCUCAAAACCAAUGAAGUUUAUUGUUUCACCCCCAAACCCGAAGAAACAUCUAGUUCAGCAUCAACAGCUUGCCAAAGUUGUUUUGCAGGUUGAUUAUUUAGAUCCCAGUAUGGAUGCCUUUUAUCCUGAGGAGAGCCUACCUAGGGAUUUUCUGGGGAGCCCCGAUGAACCUCCAGAGCUCCCUGAGGAAGCUGAAAUUUCUCCAGCCCAGCAUGAGGCCCAAAUUCGUCAUCCAGUGCUGACUGAGGAGGCUGAAUCUUUACCCCAGCAAGAGGCCCCUGCUCAGCAUCCACAGACCCCUGAGGAGGUUAAAUCUUUUUCACCCCAGGCAGUGGCCCAGGCUCAGCAUCCAGAGCCCACUGAAGAGGUAGAAACACCUCCACUUCAGCAGGAGGCUCCAUCUCAGCCUUCAGAGGGCCCUGAGGAACUAGAAACUUCAAGUCCUCAGGAGGCCUUCGCCCAGCCUUUCGAGACACUUAAGGAGGUUGUAGUUCGACCAGUAGCACAUCAUGGGGUAAAUGAAGCUCAGCAGUCAAACUUGUACAAUGUCACUGUUAAACCUCUGGAUCUGGCACUUACCAUAACUCCACAGGUAACUAAAGAGGUUGAACCUUCUGCAGUCCAGCAGGAGGCUCUAUCUCAGCCUCCAGAGAGCCCUGAGGAGGUUGAACCUUGUUCAACCCAGCAGGAGCCCACAGGUCAGCGUCCAGAGCCUCUUGUGGAAGCUGAGACUUCUCCAAGUGAAAGGGAACAACCGACUCAGCCUUCUGAGCCUACAGAGCCUCCUGAGGAGGUGAAACCAGCAACCCAGCAGGAGAUCCCAGCUCAGCUUUCAGAAUCGUUUGGAGAAGCUGAAAUUUCUGCAACCCAGGAGGAAGCCACAGCUCAGUCUCCAGAGCCCCCUCAUGAGCCAGCGGAGAUAGAACCUUCUGCAACCCUGCAGGAGCAACCAGCUCAGCCCCUAGAGCCUUCUUCAGGGCAGGUGGAACCUUCUCCAACUCAACAAGAACGGCCAGCUCAAGCUUCAGAGCAUCACGAAAUGACAGUUUCACCUCCAAGUCACCGUCAUGCUCAGCAUUCAAACUUAUCCAGUGUCGCUGUCAAACCUGCAGAUGUGGAGCUUACCAUAACAAAAGAACCCACUCCGGAGGUGGGACCUUCUCCAAAUCAGCACAAGCCUUCAGCUCAGCCCUCACAUGAGGCCCCCACGCUGCCUUCACAGCCACCUGAGGAGGUUGAACCUUUGCCAGUUGAACAGGAGGCUCCAGCCCAAUCUCCAGAAGCCGAUCAGCAUCCACCAACUCCUGAGGUUGUACUUUCUCCACCUCAACAGGAAGCCACAGCUCAGCAUCCAGAGUCUCUUGGUGAGGUUGAAUCCUCUCCAACUCAGUCUCCAGAGCUCUCUAAUGUGUCUGUAGUUUUCUCUCCACAGCAUCAUGUGACAACAGUUUCUCCUCUAGGUCAGGAUCAAGCUCAGCUUCUGCAGCGGCCCGAUGUCACUGUUAAACCUGUGGAACUUGCACUUAUCGUAACUCCAGCAUUCACUAAUGAGGUUGAAACUUCUCCACCCCAACAAGAAACCUUGGCUCCUUUUCCAGUGUCCCCUGAGCAGUUGGAACCUUUGUCAGUCCAGCAAGAGGUUUCAGAUCAGCAUCCAACCCCCUCUGAAAAUGUUGAACCUUCUCCAGUUCAGCAGGGAGCCCCCUCUCAACCAACAUACUCCAAGGUGACAUUUCCAAAUCCAGAGCAAGUUCAGGCUCAGCAUCCAACCUUGACUGAGGUCGCAAUUCAACCUUUGGACCUUGAACUGACCAUAAGGCCAGAACCCAUUAAGGAAGGUGAACCUUCUCCACCCAUGCAGGAGACCUUAACCCAGCCUCCAGAACCACUUAAGGAGGUUUUUGUAGCUCAGCCUCCAGUAUAUCAGAACCCAAUAGUUCCAACACCAGUGCAGGAUCACACCGAGCCUCCAACAUCACCCAGUGUCAGAGUUCAACCUUUAGACCAGGGGCUUACCACAACUCCAGAACCUACUAUGGAGGCUGAACAUUCCACACCCUUGCAGGAGGCUAUAGUUCCUCCAACACACCCUGAGGUGACACUUCCUAAUCCAGAGCAAGUUCAGGCUCAGCAUCCAACCUGGACUGAGGUCACAGUUCAACCUCUGCACCUGGAACUUACGUUAACUCUGGAAUCCAGUAUGGAGGUUGAACCUUCUCCAAUCAUGCAGCAGACCCAGGCUUAGCCUCCAGAGCUCAUUAAGGAAGUUGUAGCUCAGUCUCCAUUGUAUCCCGAGGUGACAGUUCCAGCAGCAGGUCAGGAUCAUGCUGAGCAUCCAACAUCACCCAGUAUCACAGUUAAACCUUUGGACCUGGAGCUUACCACAACUCCAGAACCUACUACAGAGUCUGAACAUUUUACAGAGCAACAGACUACAGCUCCCCCUCCACAACACCCUGAGAUGACACUUGCACAACCAAACCUGACUCAAGUCACAGUUCCACCUGUGGACCUGGGAGUUAACAUAUCUCAGCAACCAAGGCCAAUCUGAGACAGUUCUUUUUCCUUCCACUCAGUAUCCACAGGUCUUCCUGGUGUAAAAUAUACUCCAGAAAAGAAGCAGCCAGAACAGAAUGCCACCACAAAUAUCAGAAUAUGUGAGCUCUGCACUUGCAAAAAUGAGAUGCUGUCAUGUGUUGGUCUCAGCCCAAAGCAGAAGCUCCACAGAGUGCCUGAGCCAGAGCCUAAUGCCUACAACGGCACCUUCACCAUCAUAAAUUUCCAAGGAAACUCUAUUUCUUACAUUGAUGAAAGUAUAUGGAAGGCUUACCGCUGGACUGAGAAGCUAAUUCUCAGUGAAAAUUAUUUGACUGAAUUACAUAAGGACUCAUUUGAAGGCUUGCUAUCUCUCCAAUAUUUAGAUUUAUCCUGCAAUAAAAUACAGUCUAUCGAAAAACGUACAUUUGAACCACUACCUUUUUUGCAGUUUAUAAAUCUUGGUUGCAAUUUACUCACAGAACUGAGCUUUGGAACGUUCCAGGCCUGGCAUGGAAUGCAGUUUUUACACAAGUUAAUUCUCAGUCGUAAUCCUUUGACAACAGUUGAAGAUUCUUAUCUUUUUAACUUGCCAGCUUUAAAAUAUUUAGACAUGGGAACCACACAAGUGUCACUUACAACAAUUGAAAGCAUCCUCAUGAUGACCCUUCAAUUGGAAAAACUGAUUUUACCUAACCAUAUGUUCUGCUGCCUCUGCCAAUUUAAAAAUACUAUUGAGGUUUUCUGGAAGACAGUCAAGCUGCGUUGUGACAGUGAAUGCCUGAUACAUACGACACAUUGUGAUGAAGAAACAUCUAUAAGGAAUGCCGGAGGAUCGUUGAUGAAGGUGUUACAAGCCCGGAAGAACAAGAGCACCAAGCUGACUAUUGAGUCAGAGAGGGCAUCCUCAGAUAAAAGUGUUAAGUUGUCAGUCUUCAUUAAUGAGCAGCUGGAGUUUAAUUAAAACAGUAAUAUCAUUAGUUCACUAAAUAACAUACUGCCUUCUAUCUCAGAGGGAAAUCUAGGAGAUGUGGAAUCAACAUUAUUACCAUUCAUUCAACUUCUUUUUUCAAAUAACAGCCUAGCAAAGAUUAAGAGUACAGAGGAAAAGCUGUUGAGAGUGAACAGGUUUCUCAAGGGCCCAAGGGGCAUACAGAAAAUGCACCUCAGAAUUUAUUCUCAUAGAAUUGCAAAAGAGGAAGAUAAAUCAAGAAGCAGAAGGGGCUCUUUACGAUUUCUGCUGCAUAAGAGAAGCUCAAGGGAAAAUGAGAAUCAGGAGGACUUUUUCAGGAGAACGCAGCCACUUUGGCUUAGGGAUAUGUAUAGGCCUCUCAACGCCACACGCAGGAAAAACAUGGCACAAAAGUUACGCGACAGCGAAUCUGCUGAUGAGGAUGAGAUAUUCUCUAAGGAUGCAGGGGAAGUCAUCAAAGCCCCAGCAGACAAGCUUCGGGAUGCAUAUUGGGUUGAAAAAGAGGCGGGUGAGGACAGUGAGACAGCACACGAGACUGUCACAGGGUGA
Kogia breviceps (pygmy sperm whale) is the source of this 4667-nucleotide messenger RNA. Lineage: Eukaryota; Metazoa; Chordata; Mammalia; Artiodactyla; Physeteridae. The record is from RefSeq and is a predicted model, not a curated record.